AUGUAUAUGAUUGAAUCUGGUGAAAGGCCAACAAGUAAUUACUUGGCCAAUGUGGUAAAAAAUGUCUCAAGUGAAAACCAUUUUACUGCUUUUGAUACUAAAUACAUAAAAAUGGGAGUCGGAAAUUACUUGUCUGAUUUCAUUGGCACAGGCAGUGGCAACAACCAACACAACACCAAGAACAAGAAGCAAUUACAGACUGUAGAGCUGAGGGUGACGAUGGAUUGUGAUGGCUGUGUGCUUAAGGUUAAGAAAACUCUAUCUUCAUUAGAUGGAGUGAAAUCGGUGGAGAUAAACAGGAAACAGCAGAAAGUGACCGUAACUGGUUAUGUGGAACCAAACAAGGUCCUAAAGAAGGCCAAGUCAACAGGGAAGAAGGCUGAGAUAUGGCCUUACGUGCCUUACAACAUGGUGGCAAAUCCUUAUUCUAUUCAAGCUUAUGACAAGAAGGCUCCUCCGGGAUAUGUGAGGAGAGUGGACAACUCUGCCACCAUUGGAACAGUGACAACAUAUCAAGAUCCAUACACCACCAUGUUCAGUGAUGAAAACCCAAACGCAUGUUCUAUCAUGUAG
Molecule: messenger RNA, 573 nt
Organism: Sphenostylis stenocarpa
Lineage: Eukaryota; Viridiplantae; Streptophyta; Magnoliopsida; Fabales; Fabaceae
Source: the annotation of a GenBank genome assembly